GGCGCUAUGCAACAACGGUGAGAUAUGCAUUUUUAACAUAAAGUGUCAUCGUUUUUGUACGAAGAAUGGUCAGUAAACAAAUUUUUGCGAUUUAUGUGUUUGUUUGUACAUGUAAUGCAUACCAACGUCUUUUCAGAAAGAUGAAAGAGAACUGUGAUACUUUAGCAACAAAAGACAUCAUUUCAAGUCAUGCUGCAAACGAUCUCAUGGAAUGUUCUAUGGAAUGUCUUCAACAGAAGCAAUGUGUUAGCUUCAACUUUCUUUAUAUGGCAAAAGAAUUUACGAUAAACUGCCAAACAAGCAACACAACAUUUAACGAAAGUUUGAGAAACACAGCUCCCAAAGGAAAAUGGGCUUUUUUUCAAUCUCUGACGGGAAAAUUUCUGGUUAAAUCAUGCAUUUUAAAUGGUGAAUAUAAUUGGAUCUUUCGACUUAAAAAAUGGCUUCCUUCGCACUUAAAAGACAAAAACACAAUGCGCUGUUACCAAGCAACAGUAAAUGGAUGGAAGGCAACCACAUUUCACAGUCUCUGUGAUUUUAAAGGACCAACAUUGGUUGUUGUAAAAGUUGGAAGUUAUGUGUUUGGUGGAUUUGCAUCAGAAUCAUGGGGAGGAAUGAAGCGUUUUAUAAGAGCUGAAGAAUCAUUCAUAUUUUCUAUGAAAAACAAGGAUAAUCUUCCACCGUUUAAGUCUGACGUUGUUCGUCGAAAUAAAGCAAUGUACACAGUCAAACAGGUGGGACCCAUAUUUGGAAAUGGUCAUGAUUUGCAUAUCUCCAAUGACGCCAACACUAAUUUCAAAUCGCACACAGGCAAAUUUGGAUAUUCUUACAGGCUUCCAAAUGGUUAUUCUUUCAAUAGCACCAAAACACAAGUUUUAUUAGCUGGGUCCUACUAUUUCACACCUGAUGAAGUUGAGGUGUUUUAUUUUUCUUCGUCAUAAAGGAACUGAACUUGUUAAAGAAUGCUUAGCUAUACAAAAGCAGACCAGUUUUAGAUUUUACUAUAUACAUAGCAGUGCAGUGAUAUAAUGCAUGAUAACAUAUAAAAAUUAUUUCAAAGCCAUAGCCAGAGAAUAAGAUCAUGAAUUCUGAGACGGAUUAUACCGCACUUGAAGAACAAGUUGUUUAAAACAAAUAAUUUAUUUCCUUCAUAGUAACUUUUUGCCUAUUUUACUUAAGCUAACAAAAAACGUUUUAACGGUUAACUGUUAAUUGUUAUUGGUAACAUUUGUUGCCACUAAGAAAAGUUUUCUAACGGUGUUUAUAACACCUUCCAAA
Messenger RNA from Xenia sp. Carnegie-2017, 1278 nucleotides. RefSeq lists its product as uncharacterized. The record is from RefSeq and is a predicted model, not a curated record. The transcript is spliced from 4 exons. NCBI's taxonomy places the organism in Eukaryota, Metazoa, Cnidaria, Anthozoa, Malacalcyonacea, Xeniidae. The coding region runs from base 66 to 941 and encodes 291 amino acids.